AUGAAAGUCAGGCGGGGCGUCGGAAAGGUGCUCCGCAGCAAAGAUCGCUUGCUGUGGCCGAUCACCAUGGUGACCCUUUGUGACAAUGUGAGCGCAAGGGAGAAGUAUGCGCAGGACGGAGGUUUUGCUCUGGCCAGCGCGCACUUCAUUCUGUGGGCCUGGUACCUGGCCUGCUUUGAGGCAUUAAAGGCAAGUGACACCCUUUGGCUAGAAAUGCUUUGGGAAGCCGGCUGCUCUGUUACGAUUCAGAUUCGCUAUUGCCCUGAUCCAGCUGACUGGACCUUGGCGUGCCACAAAGCAUCAGAGUCUGUGAAGGCAUUGGGUGCUUCUGCCCCUGCCCUCUCAGACACUUUCUUGAAGUUUUGCACUGUGGUGGAGACACUGAAUGUCCAAUCUUUGCAGGAGGGCGUAAAGCUCAACUUGACCUUCAACAAUGCACCUUACAAUGCUUCAAUGCAUAAAGCUGUGCAAGCAGUCCAAUCAGUUUUGCAUGGAGGAUGUGGGUCUCGGGUUUUCGAGACAAGCAUGACAAGACUGGAAAUGAAGUUUGGGAGAGAGCUACUAUCCAAUGCCUACAGCAAACUGCACAGGCUUGUUGUUUUGGCUCGGAAGGGUGCGAAGCCAGAACGCCCCACCCAUGCAGUGGCGGCCUGGCUUGUGGACAUGCUCUAUGUCGCAUUGAGCUCCAAUCUCCUCUCUGUCAUCAAGUCGACUGAGGCUGCUUUGGAUCGAGACAGAAAGACUGGCGCUGCAGGUUUUUGGCCUGCUUCAUUGAUUGUCCUGGCGUUUGAUUUCCUGCAACCUUUGGUGCUGAAGCUUCCAGACGGUGAUGCUGACAAAUGCCUCCAAGUCACGAAACAGAUCCAAGCACCUAUCCAGUGCUGGGAAGCAUUCCUCCAGGCUCAGUUUCAGGCCAGCGGUGAAGCAAUAGAUGAGGAUGCAGCUGUCAAGGCAGAGGCGCCAGACUCAGAACAGUCUGAGCUAGACAAGGCAAAGGCAGACUUCAACAAGGCUACAGGUGCACUGCUUGAGUUGCUAGUGGAUUUGGUUGCCGGAAAGCAUCUGGAUGAUUGCAAGGAUUUGGCGAAGAACGACACAAAGGGAGACAGCAGUGAAUCUGCCGCGGCCAAGAGGGAGGAGACUUGGAAACAAGUGCAGGCAGAGAGACGAAAGAGCUUUGCCUCGAAAGAUCACUUGACCAAUGCCUUCCGACAAUGUGGCAAAGUGCACAGCCAUUCUGGCCAACUGAAUUCAAGCCACCGCUUGCUUACAGCUUCAGCUGAUUUGCUCAGCGAGCACAAGGAUGAACCUUGGCUGACCCAAGCGUGCCCAGACAAGACCGCAUGGAAAGCCAUUGUGGAGUUUUGCGGCUCCUGCACAGGCUCUUCUGACUUCGCGCUGGUCUUUGAUGGCAGGAUGCGUGAAGUGAGGCGCACGCACGAAGAUUUAUUGCUUUCCCAGCCGCAGACGGAAGAGAUCCAUGUGAUCUACACUGGGGGUUGCCCGCCCAGGGCAGGCCGAACGCGGCGGACACCCUUCACAGCCAAGAAGGUUGAGACCGCUGUGGUCAGGUUUCCUGUCUCCAGACUUCGGAUCAAGACGGCCAAGAAGGAAAGGUUCACUUCAUGCGGAGAAGCGACUAAUUAUCAAGGGACAUACAGUGGGGUCAAGUUUCGACCUGCCUCAGAGCUGCCCUUAAUUUCCUCUCAGGAGAAGGGGAAGGUUCUGGCCACAGCUGUCCCAGCCGUCCCUGCCGUCAAAGCAGCUCCAGACACAUGGAGGGAUCUUCACGGCGAAGACGUGCCUUUGUUUUGGCAGGAGGGCAAGCCCAUUUGCUUCUACAUUGCCCUGCUUGACGAGCUGAAGAUUAAGGCUGUCUUCGAUGUCACGCCAGGGACAGGAGCCUUGAUGGAGGCAUGCCUGACACGAGGCGUGCAAUACCACGGCCUAUGCCUCAACAGAGACCACCUGUCCUGGCUACAGGCUAUUGCAGACAGGGCAGCUUGUGGGCUUGCCUCUGUGCAAGCAUCCAGCCUCUACUCAGAGGCGCUUGCGAAGGACAUCAAAAGCCAUUUUCCAGAUGUGCUCCUUGCACUCGUGCCGCAAGCCAAUGAGGAUGAAGAUGUCUUGGAGCCUGCGAGCGGUGACGAGGAAAUGCAAAGGCUUGGAAAGCUGUGGGCCAGCUUACCUGAAAAUGAAAAAGCAAAAUACAGGGCCUUAUGCGUGGAGGAAUAUGCCAGGCAGCGCGAUUCCUUGAAGCAGAGCGGGCUUGGAAAGGUGCGAAGGCAACCUGCCAAGCCUCAGCAGGAGCCUUUGAAGCCUGCCAGUGAAACACAGCUUCCUGCUGCAGAGAGGCCAACACCCUUCCACAACUUUGUUCCUGUAGCAGAUCCAAGCAACACACAGCAGUGUGUUCUGCUGGGAGAGGGAAGCUAUGGCUGUGUCAUGCUUUGCCAUCACCUUGAUGGUCGGAAAUGCGCAGUCAAAGUGUUCAAAGGCAAAUCUGCCAUUCGUGACAUGCAGUGGGAAGCAUCGCUCAUGAAGCUUUGCGUGCAGGCGCCGGAAGCCCACUGGUACCGCAUGGACAUGACUGAGGAGCGCUACGACAAGAUCGCCAGCGACACCGACUGCAGCACCACCGCGAGCAAUAUGGGCCAGACGUACGGAGGGGUGCGGAAUAAGGCUCAUGGCUUUCAAGAAGCACCAGAAGGAUGCUGGCAACUUCGGAGCACUCUGGUCGUCUAUUGGAGCACGGGCGUUGGCCUCAACUGCAACUAUGACAAGAGUUACGUGAUUUGCGAGGUGGCCCCCACCACGACCUCCUCGACCUUCACGAGCUUCACCACCAGUUCUUCCACUGCAACAGCCACGACGCUCACCGUGACCACUGCGACGAGCUCUUCCAGCAGCUCCACGACCAGCAGCACAAGCUCCAGCAGCAGCUCGACUUCACAGUCUUCCACAAGUAGCAGCUCCACGAGCAGCUCAACCAGCUCUUCCAGCAGCUCCACCAGCAGUUCCUCGAGCAGCUCCUGGAGCACCUCAACGAGCUCACAGACCAUGUCUAGCACGUCGACCUCACAGUCCAACACCACCACGGCCCGGACACUGAGGACUAGCCGCUACCGACUGGACGCAGGAUAG
Molecule: messenger RNA, 3144 nt
Organism: Durusdinium trenchii
Lineage: Eukaryota; Dinophyceae; Suessiales; Symbiodiniaceae
Source: the annotation of a GenBank genome assembly